AUGUCGAAUUUGUCAAAGCUUGAAUUUGUGGCACUUGGCAUUUCUGGAAAGAACUAUUUGUCAUGGGUACUUGAUGUUGAAAUUCACCUUACCGCUAAGGGUCUUGGUGAUUGUAUAAUCGAAGGAAAUAAGGCAUCAAGUCAGGAUAAAGCGAAAGCUAUGAUUUUUCUUCGUCAUCAUCUUGAUAAAAGGCUGAAGGUUGAAUACUUAACAGUGAAAGAUCCACUUGAAUUGUGGAUAGGUUUGAAAGGGAGGUAUGACCACCUCAAGGCAACUUUAUUGCCAAGGGAUCGUUAUGAGUGGAUGCACUUACGGUUUCAAGAUUAUAAAACCCAUAAUGACCUUUUAAUGAAAAAUCAUGAAGCCCGUCCCACUGGAAGUGCUCCAUUACCGGAGGCACACGGGGUAGAAGCACGGCCAGUCUGA
Molecule: messenger RNA, 426 nt
Organism: Solanum tuberosum (potato)
Lineage: Eukaryota; Viridiplantae; Streptophyta; Magnoliopsida; Solanales; Solanaceae
Exons: 2
Coding region: 1-426 (141 amino acids)
Source: RefSeq, a predicted model, not a curated record